GGACCCGUCUAAAAGGCCGCCAUGUUCGUCCUGUGCUCGCUGCUCACUUUGUCCUUCCGGCACCUGCUACGGAGACAGGAGACAGCGGAGGGGCGAGCCGGGCACAAGACCCCGCGGACGGGAAAGCACAAAGCAUUCUCCUCGGCCCCCUGGAGGUCUACUCAGAUGAGCCAACAGAGCGAGACAAGGCCCCGCGAGCCGCAGGGCCCUCAGUGCAUCUAUCUGCCUAACUCUUUGUGCCUCCAGCGGUGGACGUUCGUUGCCAGACCCGGUACUGGAUUGCCCCUGGGGCCAAACGGUUACUGCUGGUGCCCGGGGGCCACUUGUUCUGCUGUCCCACGAGACGAGGUGGCAGGCCUGAGAGUCCGAGUGAGUGACAUUCCAGAGGAUCGGCACCGUAAACAUGCGCAAAUGUCUCAGGAGAGGACCGGCUUACAAGUAUUAAGAGAGGCCCGUGUACAGAGACGGCUGAGGGCAGAGCUGCAAGACGUUAAACAGACACGCAUCAUGUAUGAACAGGACAGCAGACGUAAGAGACAGCCACAGGACAGACUGCUUACUGAAAACAUACAGGAGAGUGGGGCAGGCUCGAGCGCCACCCAAGACAAGAGAGAGCUGCAGGAGAAGCUGGACAUGAAAGAGCGAGAGAAUAAGGAGCUGAGCUGGAAGCUCCAGCAGGGAGGGACGGAUCUGGAGAAACACAGAGACCUCCUGGUGUCAGAGAAUCAGCGUCUGAAGUGCGAGCUGCAGCUUCUCAAGAGCUGUGUGGACAAUGCAGGUGAGAAGGAGCUGAAGGAACGCGUUGGCCACUUGGAGCAGGUGAAGAGGGAGCAGGAACUACUUAUUGCUGCGCUGCAGAGGGAGGUCCAGCAGAAAGCCGAUCGACUAGCUGAGGCCGAGCUGCGGCUCCGGGACUCUGUGCGGGAGAAAGUGGAACAAGAAGAGAGGCUAAACCGCAGAUUACGAGAAUGUCAGCAACCCCAAAUAAAGUCUAUAACGCAGAAGGUGGAGGUGGAGUGCGGGAAGAUGAAGGCUGCGCUCAGUCAGGCACAGAGCCGCAGCAUGUAUCUGCAGGAACAAGUAGACAUGCAGAAAGGCAUGCUGCAGGAAAUGCAACUGAAGCUGCAACAGGAACAUCGGGAGAAAGAAAAGUUCAGAGCACAGGUAGAAGUGUAUGCCAUGGAGCUGGAGCGGACGCAGAUUCAGAUGAUGCAGGAGUUUCAGUCUCUCCAGCAGGAGAAGGAGCAGGCAGUGGCUGAGGCUUUUCAGCAUGCGCAGACAGAGAUGAGAGUGGUGCACCACAGCCUGGACGGUGUACGUAAGAACCUUCUGACUCUGCAGCCCGCGCUGCGCACGCUGACCCAGGAUUACAAUGCUUUAAAGAGACAGGUUCGCGAUUUUCCCAGCCUGCUGCAGGACACCCUGUGUGAAGCGCGUCAGGAGUUCUCAGUGGCACUUCAAAGCUUUCGCCAAACAAACGAUGAACUUUUACGCAAAUACCGCAGGGAACUGCAGCUGCGCAAGGAGUGUCACAACCAGCUGGUGCGGCUCCGAGGGAACAUCCGGGUUCUUGCACGGGUUCGACCAGUCACAGCCGAGGAUGGACCGGGGUCACAAAACGUCGUGUCGUUUGACCAAGACGAUGAUGGCAUUCUGUGCGUUGCUCAUAAGGGGAAAAAUCUGUCUUUUGAACUUGACAAAGUCUUUGCCCCGCGCACAACACAGGAGGAGGUAUUCUUGGAGGUGUCCCCUCUCAUCACGUCCUGCCUGGAUGGUUACAGCGUCUGUAUUCUGGCUUACGGACAGACCGGCUCCGGGAAGACGUACAGCAUGGAGGGGCCGUCUUCAGAUCCAGGAAUUAACCAGCGUGCCCUGCGCCUCCUUCUGUCUGAGGUGAAAGAGCGAACCAGCUGCUGGGACCACCACCUGACUGUCAGCAUGGCGGAGAUCUACAACGAGUCCCUCCGGGAUCUGCUGGGUGCUGACACUCACCCUCCUCUGGAUAUUAAGAUGUCCCCCGGGGGUGCCGGAGAGCUGUACGUUCCUGGUUUGACACAGAAGAAAGUCGAGAGUAUACACGAUAUAAACAAGAUCUUGGAGUUAGGAUAUAAACAGCGAGCGACCGAACAGACGAGCCUCAACAGCCACAGCUCGCGCUCUCACGCUCUGCUCAUCCUGACAGCCAAAGGGAGGGAGACCAGCACGGGCAUCUGUACCACGGGCAAGCUGUACCUGGUGGACCUGGCCGGAUCAGAGCGGGUGUCCCGUUCUGGAGCUGCUGGUGAGCGCUUGCGCGAGGCUCAGUGCAUUAACCGUUCCCUGUCUGCUUUGGGGGAUGUUUUUUCUGCUCUUCGUUCAAACCAGGGGUAUAUUCCCUACCGCAACUCCAAGCUCACCUACCUGCUGCAAGAGCCUCUGAGCCGCGAUGGGAAGGCCUUGCUGCUUCUACAGGUGUCACCUACGGAGAAGGACGUCAGCGAGUCGCUUUGCUCCCUCAGAUUUGGAGACCGGUUGCGGACCGUGGAGCUGGGGGCACCGACUCGGAGAGUCGAGAACAGCCUGGGCAGCACGGAGCUGUCCGAGGGUGAAGCCGCAACGUUCCGCGGAGCCAGAAACACCUCUUUGCGGAAGAAAACAGUCAGUUCAGUUCGCUUUCGGACGGGGCCCACCUGACUGCAGCCGUGUACAUACCUGAUUCUGUGAAUACGUGAAACCAGUGCCGGACUGGGAAUUACAACCAGCCCUGGAAAUAAUUCCUUAGCAGCCACAUCCUUCAUAGUACCAUUUGUGGGGACACUGCACAUGGCGGGUUCUGGCCCCAAUAUUUUGUGUUCAGAAUUGGGGCAAACCCUGUAUUUUAAAAUUAUGUUGGGGAAAAAACACAUUAGUUUUAAUACCAUUCACUGGAAACACAUAGUUUCUGAUGUAACUGUCCUGUGACAUCAUGUAAUGGGUGGCGACCAACUGCCAGAGCACCUGUAUACUUUGUAUUAAAAAAUGCAUUUUAAAUAAAAUGUUUAUUUAAUAGAAAGAAA
This is a messenger RNA of Spea bombifrons (plains spadefoot toad), 3035 nucleotides long. RefSeq names its product kinesin family member C3 (gene KIFC3). The record is from RefSeq and is a predicted model, not a curated record. Gene Ontology annotation, biological process: microtubule-based movement. NCBI's taxonomy places the organism in Eukaryota, Metazoa, Chordata, Amphibia, Anura, Pelobatidae. Gene Ontology annotation, molecular function: microtubule binding; microtubule motor activity; ATP binding. The coding region runs from base 22 to 2673 and encodes 883 amino acids. The transcript is spliced from 19 exons.